UAGUGCUAUAGGAUCUUAAAAUGAACCAAGUCCUAAAGCACCUAUAAGAAAACUUCAGCUUUGUCCCCCUAGAGAAAGUUAAUUGAUCUUAAAAUAGGUUCCGAAGUACAUGCUACAACUGAUGGUCUCCUGCAGAUUAGCUCAAUUCAUCGCUUGCUUUAUAAUCUCGAUGGUUUUUUAACAAAUCAUUUCAGCGCUUCCCUUAAACUAGUCCCACUUAUAUGCUCAAAACAACAAAUUCUUCAGGUGUGAAGCACUUUGAGGUGAGGAGCAAGUCAGGGAGCGCCAAGGUCUCACUCGGUGGAGCGAUCAUGCUCACCUUCUACCAAGGUUCAGCAUUGACCAACACCUCGUCAGCCAUCAGUCCAGCGUCCAGCAGUGGCCACAGGCAAGCCGGAGAGCACGGCACUGUCCGGUGGGUGCUGGGCUCCAUCUCGAUGCUCGCAAACGUUGUCAGGUUCUCGCUGUGGCUGCUGCUGAACAGGAAGUUCACCAGGAAAUACCCAGCUGUGUACUCGGCAACGACGUUCAUGUCACUGUUCAGCUUCAUCCAGGCAGGAGCCCUCGCCUUGUCCAUACAAAGGAGCAGCAUUUCAGUGUGGGCUGUCAAGGGGACAAUAGAGAUCGUCACGGCUGUGUAUUGUGGUGUAGUGGCAUCUGGUAUUGGGUCUUCGUCGCCAGCAUCGAUCUGUUCAUCCUCCACGAGCCACUGUACCUUGGAAGCGUGCUAGGGUCAGUCCUGGUGAUUCUUGGACUAUACCUUGUUCUAUGGGGCAAGAAAGAGGAAUCUGCCAGCGCCAUCGCUUCGGCGAAGCCGGUUCAGGCAGAGGUCGAACAGCAAGAGAAAGU
Molecule: messenger RNA, 849 nt
Organism: Phragmites australis (common reed)
Lineage: Eukaryota; Viridiplantae; Streptophyta; Magnoliopsida; Poales; Poaceae
Product: WAT1-related protein At3g30340-like
Exons: 3
Coding region: 222-731 (169 amino acids)
Cellular component (GO): plasma membrane
Molecular function (GO): transmembrane transporter activity
Source: RefSeq, a predicted model, not a curated record